UUCUUUUCCAGAAGAACCGAAACAUGUGAGAGCUGAUUUAAAUGUAUUUUGCACAAAGGUUAAACCAAUAUCAUUUGAUCAUCACAUAGUCAGUUUGGUAAUUUGUAUUGAUUUAAAGUUAAAAUACAUACCAGAUUUCUUGCCAAAUUAUAUGCUUCGAAAAUUUGCAGUAAAUCAAUAUUUGAAUGUUAGGGUGUGAUGUUUGAUAAAUUGGUAUCUAAUUCAAAAAAAUACAAGGGAUCAAUGUGGGAAAAGAAAAAGAAUGACAGUUCAGAAUUCUAUGAUUGGUUGAAUUAGAAGUUCAAAUAAUAUGAAGACAAGUUGAAAAGAUGAUUACCUAGCAAUAUAUAUAUAUG
Paramecium octaurelia is the source of this 356-nucleotide messenger RNA. NCBI's taxonomy places the organism in Eukaryota, Ciliophora, Oligohymenophorea, Peniculida, Parameciidae. The record is from the annotation of a GenBank genome assembly.